AUGCAUUAACAAGCAGAACUUUUCGAUGAUAAUACAGGUAGUUUUAGUACUACAGAUUAAGUUGAAAUAAAUAAAGAACAAAAGGCUUCAAGGCCGAAAUCUAACCUACUGGAUGGCUCUUUCGUUUAAUUAGAUUUGAAGGAUAUAGUACAAUUCAACAAUUCUAAUAAAGAGUAACCCCUCAGUUUAACUCCUAACAUUAAAUCAGGUGAAAACAAAGGUUAGCUUAACCAAAGCUAACUGUAGAAUAUUCCCUAGCUAAAGAAGCAACCUUAGAGAAAAGAAAUAAUGGGAAGUCUACCUGCUUUAUUAAAUAUUAGAAAAAAUAAUGAUGAAAAAAUUCACAAAUAUAAAAUAGAUCCUCACACUCUUGAGAGCCCACUAUUAUUUAACUCAUGCAAAAAUCUUGAUUAAGAUUAAGACUAAACCAACAUUGAUUGCAAUUUUUAUAAUUAUCACGGAAUUUCUAUAAAAAAUAGAACUAAAAUGAUUGAUUGGAUGAUAAAAGUUUUAAGAGUUCUAGGGUCUCAAACUCCAAAAACAUAUAUAUAAUCUAUUCUAAUUAUGGAUAAAUACUUCUAGGUCAUGAAAUCCUAAGGUUAAAGAAUCCCAUAGUAAAGCUUGCACCUUGCUGGAAUGGUUUCUAUCUUUAUUAGUUCAAAAUUCGAAGAUGUAGAGAAGAUCAGUUUAAAUGAAAUAUAUGCCGAGGCCGGCCAUAAAAAAUAUAAAAAAUAACAAUUAUUAUAAUUUGAGAGAGAAAUCCUUGAAGCUAUAAAAUUUGAUCUAAACAUUUAGAAUUAUUUAGAUGAAUGCCACUUAAUGCUUUAAUAAUUAUAAGCUGAUCACGGCAAAAUCAGAAUAUCUGAGAAGGAAAAAUCCCAAUUAAACUGCUUUGCAAUUAAGAAUAAAAUAGUAAGAGUGGGAUUUAUGCAACAAGCUAAUUGGUGA
Stylonychia lemnae is the source of this 948-nucleotide messenger RNA. The record is from the annotation of a GenBank genome assembly. NCBI's taxonomy places the organism in Eukaryota, Ciliophora, Spirotrichea, Sporadotrichida, Oxytrichidae.